AUGGCGGGGUCGUUUGACGACCCGGAUUUAGCGGUGGAGGACUACAUUCCCAAGGACAAGGAUGACAUGCAGCUGAUGCGCGAGCGAUGGUCCAAGCUGCUGCUGGGAGACGACCCAUCCGGAGGGGCUAAGGGGUGCGGCCCUGCGCUAGCCAUGGCCAAUGCUAUCACUAGCGUCUCAGCAUCCAUCUUCGGGGAUGGGCUGCGGCUGCGGCCGCUGCCAGAGGAGGACGAGCGCAAGUGGAGGAGGGAGAUGGGCAUCAUGGUGUCGGUGUGCCGCCACAUCGUGGAGCUGGCACCUGCAUGGACCACUCGCCCUGACGGGAGCAGAUUUGAGCUGGCGCCUGCUUGGACCACUCGCCCCGAUGGCAGCAGAUUCGAGGUGUGUGGAGGGGGGACAUGGUUGAGGGUCAGGGGCAGUGCAGGGGCAGAGACAGGGGCAGAGACAGGGGCAGAGACAGGGGCAGAGACAGGAGCAGAGACAGGGGCAGAGACAGGGGCAGAGACAGGGGCAGAGACAGGGGCAGAGACAGGGGCAGAGACAGGGGCAGGGGCGAGGAAGGGUGUCCGAGCUGACCUUCGGAUUCAGCUGCCGGCGCUCAGCCAGCUUGAUACCAUGCUGCUGGUAAUGCCCCGCCUUCUGGUGUUCUCCUCACUCCGUUUCCCCCCGCAUGCACAAGUUCGGUUUCAGCUGCCGGCGCUCAGCCAGCUGCUGGCAACUUGUGCUGCUCGUAAUGCCCCCAUUCUGACCAUCCUGCAGCACAGCCAAUCAGACGAGUACUACUACGAGGACGAGCUGCCAGGUGGCGACCUAACACAGGAGGACGGGGAGGAGGACGAGGAGGGGGAGGACGAAGAGGAGGUUGAGGAGACAUUGCGUGGCGACGACGACGACGAUGACGACAGGGAGAGCUUCGGAGCCGGCAGCACGGGCGGCAGCAGCAGCGGUAUGGGCGGCGGCAUGGGCGGCAUGGGAGGGUCGGCUGGGGAUCUGUACGGUGCACCGGAUCGUCUCAUCAGGCGCAGCGCCACAGCCCCCUCGGAGCGGCCUGCCACUCACGCCGGGCCGUAUGGGACUGGAGGGAUGAGCGGGCGGUUGGGAGGAGUGGGUGGGGAUGGUGGGGAGAGGGGAGGUGGGGGGCGACGGGGAGUGAGCCACGGGUCUGCACAUAGUUCGGCGCAUGGUUCGGCGCAUGGUUCGGCGCAUGGUUCGGGGCAAGGUUCGUCGGUUCACGGGUCGUCCCCACGAGGGUCUUCAGCAGACGAGGAGGAGGAUUUUGCUGAUGAUGAGGGGCAGUACAGCCAGGGAGGGGAGUUUGACGACAGAGGCACGUUGCACACAGGGAACACCAGAGACACAGGAGACGCGGGAGAGCGGGGAUCAGGACACGGAGGGGACGGGGGCUCAGGGCACUACAGACGGCUCUCCUCCCCUGGGUUUGAGGCAGAGAGGCACGGUAGUGAAGAGGACCUGAUGCAGCAGCGGGGCGGAGGAGGGGGAGGAGGGGAGGGCGAGGAUGCGUGUAGCAGUGGGAGUAACACGGGGAGCAACGCAGGGAGUAACACGGGGAGCAGGGAGGGGUCGAGUCCAAACCCCGGGUCAUCCUGGGGUUUUCAUCAGCGGUCCAGCAGCACAGCUGCUCCUGCUGCUCCUGCCUCUUCCUCAGGUGUUCCUUCAGGUGCUUCUCCAGGGUCGGGGGGCAAGCGGCGGGUGUCGUCACGCUCCUCGAGCUUCAGCUACGACUUUUCGGCGCUUCUAGGGGGUGGAAGGAGCCGCGGCGGCGGCGGCGGAUCUGUUGCUGCUGCUGGCGCAGCAGGGGGAGCGUCAGGGGGAGGGACAGGGGCAGGAGGGGGGAUCCCUCCCGGUGGCAGCGGUAUCAUGCGGGGACUCAAACGCAGCGUGACUGAUGUGAGGGACAAGAGGUUCAUCCCAGAAGGCAUGGGCGGGGGAGCCAUGGGAGGAAUGGGAGGAGGAAUGGGGGGAAUGGGAGGAGCAGGAGUGGGAGGAGGAGAGGGGGCAGGAGGGGGCCGGCAGGUGUGGCGGUGGAAGAUGAAGCCGCGAGUGCGGGGGCCGCUGGGGGAGGCGCUGGUGCGGUGGUUGGAGCAGCAGAUGGAGAAGACGAGUCAGAUCAUGAAGCUCGCCAUGACCAUCAACCAGCAGGUCCUUCAGGACAUGCAAGUCCCCGACGCCUUUGUGCAGCGCCUCCCCAAGGUAAGACCUCCCUCCCCAAUGUACUGCCUGCCUGAGUGCGCGAUGGUGGUGGGUUGCCUUCACGUCAACCCCUCCACACAUGUCAAACUGCUCUUCUCUCUGAUCCACAUCCUUCCUUCCACCCCUGCACGUACGCCCACCCAUCCACCCCCCCAACCCUCCACCCCCCAACCCCCCGCCUCUCCACCCCUCAACCCUCACCCCUCCCCUCUCUCGUCAGAACGUGAGGGCGGUGGUGGGGGCAUGGUGGUGUAUGCAGCACUGCACGCCAACCCGUUCACGGACGACAAGCUGCUCUCCAUGGUGGACCUGUCCAAUGAGAAGCGGCUUUCAAACUGUGCCUCUCCACCUGUUUCCUUCCCACCCGUCCCUUCCCCCCACCUACUCCCAUCAGAACGCGAGGGCGGUGGUGGGAGACAGGCUGUAUGCAGCGCUGCACGCCAACCCGUUCACGGACGACAAGCCACUCCCCACUUUGCUCACCAACCUUCAUGCCAACCAUUACCGCCCGACUUCUCCACACCUACACUGUUCCCCACUUCAGAACGUGAGGGCGGUGGUGGGAGACAGGGUAACGUGAGGGCGGUGGUGGGAGACAGGGUGUAUGCGGCCCUGCACGCCAACCCCUUCACGGACGACAAGCUGCUCUCCACCGUGGACCUGUCCAAUCAGAAGGCGGCUCUCAAGCUCGCCUGCAAGCUCGAGGCUGCCGAGCAGAUCUGGAUGCGCCAGCUCGCGAUCGCAAGGGAGCCCCAGCUGAGCCACACGCUGGGCGGCAGUUAUUUGUCCACUAGCAGCCGGGACGUGGUGCGGUUGGAGGAGAGCCUGCAGCGCGUCUCCUCGUGCCUUGCUGCCAUCCGCCGCAGAUGGCCCGACCUGCCCCAAACUACUCUGGAUCUUGCCAAAAUCGCGUUCAAUGGGGUAAGCUACGCUACCUCAGUUCAGAGAUAUCAGAGGGGAAGUCAGGAGAGCCUGCAGCGCGUGUCCUCGUGCCUUGCUGCCAUCUGCCGCAGAUGGCCCGACCUGCCCCGCACCACUCUUGACCUAGCCAACAUCGCAUUCAAUGGGCUGGAAGGAGCAGCAUCCAACAUCCGGUCACGAAUCCGGGAUGUGCUGCACGCCAACUACCUCUUCCUCAACCCGCAGCAGUUCGUGGACCUGCCCUGCGACCCGCACCCUCAAGGCCUGCGCCACCCCACCUUCAGCCUGCUCAUGCCCGAAACCUCUUCCUCAACCCCUUUCCCCAUGCAUCCCAUGCCUCCCUCCCCUCCCCCCCCCCCACCACCUCCCCCAUGCUGCCUGCAGGACAUCGGCAAAGCAGUCCUUGAAAGCUACUCGCGGGUGCUGGAAGGAGCAGCAUCCAACAUCCGGUCACGAAUCCGGGAUGUGCUGCACGCCAACUACCUCUUCCUCAACCCGCAGCAGUUCGUGGACCUGCCCUGCGACCCGCACCCUCAAGGCCUGCGCCACCCCACCUUCAGCGUGCUCAUGCCCGAAACCGUCUUCGACGCCGUCUCCAUGUCCAGUGAUAAUAGCGAAUCCACCAAUGGCAGCGUCCGGUCCUUCGACUCUAGUCGCAGCGGCGGGAGCGCGCGGUCGGGGAAAGGCGCGCGGGGCGGAGGGGGUGGGGGGCCGGGAGGAGGAGGGGAUGGAGGAGGCGGGCUGGGUGCAGCGGUGGGAGUGGGGAUGGCGCCGGCAGGGCCGGGGUAUCCGGGUUCGGGGGUGCUGGGGAAGGCGUCGGCCAAGUGGGAUAUGCGGCCCCCGCGCAGCCCUGAGCUGCGUAGCCCCUUGAUUUCAGGCGCCAUGGGCCGGCUGUCUGUCGGUGGCGGUGCUGUGCCUGGUGGCGGGGGUGGCGGCGGUGGCAGCAGCGGAAGCGGGAGAUACAUGCGGAGUCCUCUUCAUGGGCGGAACACUUCAGGUGCCGGCUCAGGCGCUGGUGUCGGUGGUCCCGGUGGUGGUGGUGGUAAUGGUGGUGGAAUGGGUGGGGGAGCAGGUGGGGGUGGGGGUGGGAUGGUGUAUCCCCCUUCUGGGUCAGGGGGAGGUGGAUCUGGGGGAAGCUCACCCUCCGCCAGUCCCAGCCGAGCCAUGCUAGGGGACAGGUUUCUCAGGCGCACUGGGUCGCUGCAGCCUAGGGGAAAGCGGGGAAACCGGGCGUUGGGGAGGAGUCAGAGCGGAGGGAUGGCAGAUGAAGUGAUGUGUGGGAUGGGAAUGGGCGGCGGUGGUGGUAAUGGUGGUAAUGGCGGUGGUGGUGGUGCUGGUGGUGGUGGUGGCGGUGGUGGGGUAGGAGGAGGGCGUGGAGUGGGGUCUCCUGGUUACCAGGUUUCGCCUUCUCGUGGGCCGGUGCAAUUCUCGCCGGCUUCCCUUCUUCUCGCCGCAUCUGCCGGCGCGCUGCUCGCGGAUUGGUCUGCUCUCCCCGCGGCGCAAGCGCUGCCGUUUUUGCUCCCGCCUGCCGGCUUCCGUCUGUACGUGGAUCGGCUCGACGGCUACUCGUUCUUCUACCCCGACUCGUGGGUCGAGUUGCGCAUUUCCCGAGCCCUCUUCACUCGCCCUCCGCCGCUGUUUCUCCGCCAUUCUCACCGCCAUUCCUCCCGUCGUUCCCGCCGUCAGGUGCGGGGAUCCGGGCAGGACUGUUUCUUCCGCAGCUCGUUCAACCUCGACGAGAACGUGAGCGUCGAGGUGUCGUCGCCCUCGUCGUCCCGAUUCGCGUCUGUGCGGGACCUGGGAGCCCCCCAGGCGGCAGGGGAGCGAGUAGAGAAGCAGCUUCUAACGGAGUUCAUGUCCACACGCCUGGGCGUGCGGCGUGAGGCCUCCCUCAUCUCCUCCGCCAACCGCAUCGUGCCAGCUGGCACCGGGAGGAGAGGCGCCGGGGAGCAGGAGGAGGACGCUGAGUACUAUGACGUGGAGGUGAGGGGGCGUGGGGGAAAGGGGGAGGGGUUGGAGGGGAGUGGGGGGGAGGGGUGCGGAGGAGAGGGCAGGGGAGGGGUGGAGGAGAGUGGAGAUUGUUGGGGAGGACACGAGAACGAUGACGUGGAGGUGAGGGGAGUGCGGAUUGAGGAGGGGAGGGGGAUUCUGGAGGAUGGGGGCGGGAAUUUCAAUUGUUUCACCAAAUGCUUACCACCCUGUCCCCGCCCUCUCUCCACCCUCUCCCACCCUUUCCCUCCCUGCAUCCUCCGCUCCUCCCCAUCCCUCGCUCACCUGCAGUUGAACGUGAAGUCGUUUGCCAACAACAACCAGCUGGCCAUCAUGCCAGACGAGCGAGUGCAGGUGCUCGAGUGGAACCGCCGCUACCUCACAGUGCUCGCAGUGGCCAACAGACGCCUCUACCAGCUGCGCCUGCAGGUGCCCGAGAGGCUGUUGGAUUCUGAGAGGCCUGUGCUGCGGCAAGUCAUGGACUCGUUCCGCGUGUUCAGUGUUGCCGAUUAG
Closterium sp. NIES-65 is the source of this 5634-nucleotide messenger RNA. NCBI's taxonomy places the organism in Eukaryota, Viridiplantae, Streptophyta, Zygnematophyceae, Desmidiales, Closteriaceae. The record is from the annotation of a GenBank genome assembly.